Molecule: messenger RNA, 1438 nt
Organism: Episyrphus balteatus (marmalade hoverfly)
Lineage: Eukaryota; Metazoa; Arthropoda; Insecta; Diptera; Syrphidae
Product: three-prime repair exonuclease 1
Exons: 3
Coding region: 173-1228 (351 amino acids)
Biological process (GO): DNA catabolic process
Cellular component (GO): cytoplasm
Molecular function (GO): 3'-5'-DNA exonuclease activity; nucleic acid binding
Source: RefSeq, a predicted model, not a curated record
GGAUACUUGACGUUUACUUCUUGUCCUGUGUUUAACUUUUUCAAGAAACUUUGAAAAUGGAAAUUUUCAUUUUCAACUUUUUUAUAACUUUUUACCGCAUUUUCUAAUAAUCAUAAUUUCACCAUUCUAUUAAAUCUUGACUCAUCUCAGACCAAGUACAGUGCAUUCUGCAAUGGCUUCAAAAAUAUCUUCCUUCGCUGUCUUUGAUCUAGAAACGCCAGGACUUCCCGAUCAUAGUUUUAAUAAAGGCAGCAUAACCGAAAUUUCUAUUCAUGGAUUCAAAGCUGACGACGUUGCCAAUUCUGUAAAUUGCAAGGAUCCCAGAAUAAACCAUACAUUGACGCUGUUAUUCAAUCCUCGUAUGAUGAUACAUCCAGAAAGUGAAAAAAUAACUGGUUUAGAUAAUUAUAUGUUAGAAAAUGAAUCAUCAUUCGAUGACAAUGCAGCUAAUGUGAUUAUCAGUUUUUUGAAACACAUGCAGCAGCCGGUCUGCUUAGUAGCUCACAAUGGCGAUAAAUUUGAUUUCCCCAUUCUCAAACAUGCUUUGUCUAAAUUAGGAUUGGAACUUCCUAGUAACGUAUUGUGUAUUGAUUCCCUUGGGGCCAUCAAAGACUUGGAUUUGGCAAAAGAAGAUGAUAAUGACUCAUUCACUCCACUGCCUACCAGCGAUCCAAACUUAAACAUUGAACAUUUUGCUACUCUCCUGAAGAAUGAUACAAAAUCAGAACAUAUUGGAAUAGAACCUCCAAUAAAUCAAUUGUCUGAAUCAGUUUCUGACGUCGAAGUAAAUAAACUCGAAGUUAGCACAAACAAUUAUGAAAACGAAAAAGAAGAAACCCUCAUAGCAUCUUCAGAAGUUUCUGGGAAAUUGGAAACGCCAGCCGAUUGGCAGACAUUUAAUGAAACAACACCCAGUAGACCUCCAAAUGUUGUAAACCUUGAAAGAAAACGGAAGAGACUUAAUGAUGAAGAAUCAUCUAGCACCCCUGCUGUGCCCAAGUCCCGAAAAUCUCUAAGUUUCAAUCCGACACCAACCAAAGUUGGAAACUAUAAACUCGGAAGCAUAUAUGAACGCUUGUUCGAUAGAUCUCCAGUGAAUGCGCAUCAUGCAGAAGCGGAUGUAAUCACACUCAAAAAGAUCAUGCUUAGAUAUGGCAAAUCGUUUGUUGAUUAUGCCGAGAAAAAUGCGAAACCUUUCAGCGAGGUGAAAAAGCUUGGAGCUAGAUGAUAGUGUUAAGAUUUUUAUUUUUGAAAAUUUAUUUAGAUAAUGUAACAAUUUAGGUUAUGGUUUUAUAAAAUAUUUUAUAUUUUCUUUCUACACUCGACAUUAUUUUGGAAAAUUUUUAGCAAAUUAUUGUAGAGAACAUAAAUAAUAUUUUUAUACUUGCCACUUUUGACAUUUAAAAUUUUGAUUUAAUAAACAACUAUUUACAACUGG